GCAUUAUUAUGGAAAUUACUAGAGAAGAUUCCUUCAACAAUCACAAUCACAAUCUAUCUGACGAUGAAUUGCACCUACAGAACGAAGCUCUUGGUAUCGAGCUUGAAGUCAUUCGAGCAUCUUACGAUGACAUCCGAUCAAAAUUCUUGGAUUUGUGGGAUAAUUUAGCAACUCUCCAUCAAGAAAACGAAGAACUUGUGAAGCAAAAUGGGAACUUAGCGAAGAAUUUAGAAGAAAUCUCAAGCGAGAGAGAUGAUGCUCUGAAAGAAGUCGUAAGAAUCGAGAUGUCGGCGAGAGAACAAGAAGAAGAACUAGCGGAACAGAGGGAGAAAUUCGAUGUUUUUGAAGAAAUAAUCGGAGAGUUAGUUGAAGAAAAGAGGCAGAGAAUGGAUGUGUUUUCUCGAGGCUGGGAUUCGAUACGGUCUGUAAAAGAAUUCUUAGAUGGAAUCAUAGAAAGAAUGGAUGAAGAGAAACCGGAGAAGAUCACUCUGGAUGAAGAAGUUAUUGAUGAUUUGAAAUUGGAUGAUGCAACCAAAGGAUACUUAUCGGAGACAAUGUACGUAGAUAAGUUAGUGAAAGUAGCGGAAUCGAGGUUUACGGAAUACGAAUCGAAGAAACUAAAAGAGAAGAAGGAAUUGGAGAAUAGUUUGGCUAGUUUAACUCAAGAGAAUAGAGAUGUUCAUAGUUUGUUGAGGAUUGCUUUAGUCGAAAAAGAAUCGGUGGAGAAGACGUUGAGUAAAUUGAGAGGAAACGAGGAGCAAAAAAGAGGUACACUUUUAGGAUUUGCUCAAAGGGUUCGAUUUGGGUUCAUGAGGAGUAAUAGUACAAAUGAAGAUUCAGUGGCGAACUCGAGUUCUAAGAUGAGCGAAAAAUCGGAUAGUGAGUGCGAAGAGGAGACUGUUAGUCUGGCUUCGACUGUGGAGAAAAUGAUGAAGGGUUUGCGGCUUGAAAUAUCUCAACUUAAGAAAUCCUUGGAGGAGUCGAGGUCAGAAACUGAGCGGCUUCAAAGCCUUACAGAAAAACAAGCUCAUCAAAUAGCAGAACUGACAUUGUAUAUAAAGGAUUUGGAAGGAAGGGAAACUAAUCUAUCCCAAAAUGUUGAACAGCUCGCUGUGGAAAUAAAUGCUGCGGAAGAAGAGAUUUCAAGAUGGAAGGAAGCUUGUGAACUGGAAGUGGAAGCAGGGAAAAACGCAGUAGAAGAACGUGACAAAGAGGCCAAGAUUCUCAGAGAGGAACUGAAUCGAACAAAAGCUUCAUUGGACACAGCAAACAAUAAGAUAAAGUUAAAAGAAGAACUUGCAUCUGCAGCUUUUAUUGCCCAAAAAGCCAUUGAGAAAUCUCUCCUUCUAGCAGACAGCAGGGCUGGAAGAUUACGUGAGAUUAUCGAAGACCUGACAAAGCAGUUAGAAGAGGCUGACAGUAAAGGAGAGCGUACCAACAAACGACGUAAAGUGAGACAUGUAUGUUGGCCAUGGAGAGCACUCCAGCUUAAUCCUACUCGUACUGCAAUAAAUCGGCGUGUCAGAAGCAGAAUGGUACCUGAAAUGGAAAGCUUGCUACUUUUCAAUGUAUGAAUUCUCAUCUUUAUAAAU
Papaver somniferum (opium poppy) is the source of this 1592-nucleotide messenger RNA. RefSeq lists its product as uncharacterized. Bases 9 to 1574 code for a protein of 521 amino acids. The record is from RefSeq and is a predicted model, not a curated record. The transcript is spliced from 5 exons. NCBI's taxonomy places the organism in Eukaryota, Viridiplantae, Streptophyta, Magnoliopsida, Ranunculales, Papaveraceae.